GAUAUUACCAUAGACAUAUUAAUAUGUCAAUGGUUAUUACCCAUGACUAAAUAGAUAUUAUUAAUAUUAUUAAUAUUACCAAUGAAAAACACAGUUUGCCCGGUUUGCCGGGCUUUUAAACAACACUCUUAUCGCUUACUGAUAAAAAUGUUUUUGAAAUUUGUAAGUAUCUACAAAAAUCAGAAUGUUCUAUUUUAAUCUUGUAUUUCAACGUCAUUUUCAACGCAAUCCCGAACUUCCGCUUAAUACGGUCUGUCGAUUAAUCAUCUAAUCAUUCGGCUAUUGAUGACCAUGGCAGUUACUCUAUACGAAAAACUGAUGAAAAACGCACAACUGUCACAGUGGCGAAAAAUCGUUGCUGAAAACUUAGAUUUGGAUUAUUGCGAGAGAUUUUUGACAACGGCCGAGAGCGCCAAUCUUCUGAAUUACAUGGAGAACAACGUGAGUUACUUCGACGGACGACUUUCGCAAGUGAAAGUUUUCGGACAGUAUUAUACCAUACCCAGGCAGCAAGUUGCGUUCGGCGACGUUGGCGUAUCAUACAAGUUUUCUGGUACAGUUGUACCGGCGCAAACGUGGCCACAACCGCUUUAUGAUCUGAAAAAUAAAAUUUGCACCGCUCGUGGGGUUGAUUACAAUUUCGUUUUAGUCAACAGGUAUAAAAAUGGAGAAGAUCAUAUGGGCGAACACAGGGAUGAUGAAGUAGAAUUGGACAAAACAGUACCCAUUGCAUCUGUAUCUUUGGGCCAAACAAGGAAAUUUGUCCUUAAACAUACCGAUGUACGGAAGAAGAUAAGACAAGUAGAACUUGUAAAAUUAGACUUACAUAACGGUAGUCUUUUAAUGAUGAAUCAGCCUACAAAUGAAUAUUGGUUUCACUCGAUUCCCAAAGAAAAAAAUGCAAAAAAAAUUAGACUUAAUUUCACGUUCCGUAAAAUCAAGUAAAUUAAAUUAAAUUAUUUUUAUACAUUAUACUAGACCAA
Messenger RNA from Diuraphis noxia (Russian wheat aphid), 983 nucleotides. RefSeq names its product DNA oxidative demethylase ALKBH2-like. Gene Ontology annotation, molecular function: cytosine C-5 DNA demethylase activity; ferrous iron binding; broad specificity oxidative DNA demethylase activity. Gene Ontology annotation, biological process: DNA alkylation repair. The record is from RefSeq and is a predicted model, not a curated record. Lineage: Eukaryota; Metazoa; Arthropoda; Insecta; Hemiptera; Aphididae.